AAAUAAGGUUACGUUGGAUAUAAUUUUUUGUUAUGAAUAAGUGUGCUUGAGCUUAGAAUGACAAACGAAAAGAUAGAAAGGAGUAUGAAUGAAAGUGUGUGUGCCACAAAACAAAGUAAUAAAGGAUAAAAUGGGGGGUUUCCUAUUUUCCUAUCCACAAACAUAUGUGCAACAACACUAGUCACUUCACAUUCCACGCAGAUAUCUCAACAAAACCAUGCAUUCUUCCGCCCGCCUCUUUUACCACAAUCUCAUACCACCUAAACCCCCCUCCGCCUCCGCCUUCGCCUCCGCCUCCGCAUCUCCUCCCAAUCCCAAUCCUAAUCCCCUUCUCCGCCGCGAUUUUCUCUCCUCGUCCUUGUUCCUACUCGCCGCCGAUCCACUCAGAGCCGAAACUACUGUGACUGAUGAGCCUUCAAUUUCCACCUGCACUCAGCCCGCGCCAACCAAGCAGGCAUUUCUCGAUAUCUCCAUCGACGGCCAGCCUAUCGGCAGGAUCGUCGUCGGACUCUACGCCGACGCCGUCCCCGCCGGCUCCACUAGAUUCGCCGAGCUCGUGAGCGGCGCGGCGGGCGUCAGCUACCGCAGGAAGGAGUUCGUGAAGAUCAUGCCCGGGUACGUGCAGCACGGCGGCCUCAGAUCGUACGGCGUAGAUGCGGAGAUGGCGAGGAAAACUGGCGGGAAAAUGGGGGCGGACGAUCUGAUGCGUGAGUGGGAGGAACAGAGCGAGAGGUGUGCGGGGACGAAGAACGUGGGGAGGAGCGUGAGUAUAAUCGUGAGGGAUCCGUCGAAGCCGCCGCCAAAGGUGAAGCUGGUGGCGCGGAAGGGGAAGCUGGAGAUUGAUGAGGAGGAGGUGGGGAAGGAUCCGAACGGGACGGAGUUUGCGAUCGCGGUUAAGGACUCGCCGGAGCUGGACGCGGCGGCGUUGGUGGUGGGGAGAGUGGUGGAGGGGAUGGAUGUGGUGGAGAGGAUUGAGGGAGUCAAGACUGUGCAGGAUAAUACUACUUCCCCAUACUUCAGGGUGGCAAAGCUGAUAGGAGACAAGAGGGCUGUAGUAGCAGAAAGAGGGUUCAACAGACCUUACUCUAAGAUUGUCGUCACCAAUUGCGGACUCAUUGGAUGAUGACUGCAUCAUUCAUUUUCUCAAUGUCGGAGUUUUAUUUGGGGAUAAUCAUAAACCAAUGCUAUCGAUUCCUUCAACUUCUAUA
This is a messenger RNA of Salvia miltiorrhiza (redroot sage), 1208 nucleotides long. RefSeq names its product peptidyl-prolyl cis-trans isomerase CYP26-2, chloroplastic. Gene Ontology annotation, cellular component: chloroplast. The record is from RefSeq and is a predicted model, not a curated record. Gene Ontology annotation, biological process: protein peptidyl-prolyl isomerization. Lineage: Eukaryota; Viridiplantae; Streptophyta; Magnoliopsida; Lamiales; Lamiaceae. Gene Ontology annotation, molecular function: peptidyl-prolyl cis-trans isomerase activity. The transcript has 2 exons. Bases 218 to 1123 code for a protein of 301 amino acids.